AUGGAGAACAGCUGCCAGUUAGAGCUGACAAAACACCGGUACCAUAGGGCAGACAUUCCCAUGGAGAAAAGUAGAGAAAAUCGAUCAAGAGUGCAGAGACCCAGAAAAGGAAUCAAAUGCUCCAGAAAAACAGAAAAUGUUAAUUCAGGAAGGCCCACGAAGCCACUGGUCUUCCGACUACAUGAAAGUGUUCCUGCAUUAGUCCGUGAGGUUUUACUGGAACGUGGCUGGAUUGAGUAUGAUGAACAUGAGCAAGAUAAUGAGGACUGGAACUUACACUGGCAGAAUCACCCUUUCCGGAUGAGAGAACACCAGAGCAUUAAACCAUGGCAGAGGCUCAAUCACCAUCCAGAAACCAUCAGGAUCACCAGAAAGGAUUAUUUAGCCAGACAUCUGAAACGGAUGAAAGGAAUUUAUGGAGCCACCCUCUAUGAGUUCAGUCCAGCAGCUUUUAUCAUGCCUAAUGAUUAUAUCAAGUUUAUAACAGAAUACACUAAGGAGAGGCAAAUACCAGGGAAAAAGCUGAGUUACUGGAUCUGCAAACCAGUUGACCGGUCUCGUGGAAGAGGGAUACUCAUCUUUCAAGACAUCAAAGACUUUGUUUAUGACUGUAUGGUCAUUGUGCAGAAGUACAUUAGCAAUCCUUUGCUUAUUUCUGGGUACAAGUGGGAUCUCCGUUUCUAUGUUUGUGUCACAAGUUUUUGUCCCCUCACUAUUUAUACAUACGAAGAAGGGCUGGUGAGAUUUGCCACAGAGAAGUUUGACCUUGAGUGCCUAGACAAUGUUUAUGCCCACCUGACAAACACUAGCAUCAACAAAUUUGGACCCUCAUACCAAAAGGAGAAAGAUGUCAUUGGUUCUGGUUGCAAGUGGACUUUCAGCCGGUUCCGGGCCUACCUGCGUAGCCGCAGCAUGGAUGACUUGAGCCUGUGGAAGAGGAUCAACCGCAUCAUUACCCUGACUUUGCUUGCCAUCACCCCCUCAGUCCCAUUUACCUCAAAUUGUUUUGAGCUCUUUGGGUUUGAUAUCCUAGUGGAUGAGAAGUUGAAGCCCUGGCUUCUAGAAGUGAACCACAACCCAGGCUUGCGUUUGGACUGUGCCACCGAUGCAACUGUGAAGAGGAAGUUGCUCCAUGACAUAGUCGACUUGCUAAACUACAAGGAGUCUGAUGCCAUGAGGAAAAACAAAGGGGCAAAUCAGAAAGCUUCAUGCUUUGGCCAAACACAGUGUUUGUGGACUAACCAGGCUGAUGUCCCUCUAGAUUUCUUGAGUUAUGCGAAAGAAACCAAGUCAGCAACUACUUCUCCUUCUUCGUCUUUCCUGAAAAUUAAUAAAAGAAACCCAUCUGCCAGAACAGGCAGUGCCUACCCUAAGAAAACUUUAACUUCACAAAUGCGGGAAAGAAUGAACAUGCCCAAAACCGCUCUGCAACCCAAGUCAUCACCUAAAAGCAUACAAAUAUUACGAGCCAGUUAUUCACUAUGCGAGCCUACUCAUCCUGUCCUUUCAUUUCAUUCAACCGAGUUCUUUACUCAAAAGCCAUUUCUUCCUUCCUAUUUCCUCUCAGAUAAUGACAAAAGGCCAUUCCCUCGAGUAGGCGAUUUUGUCCUUAUCUUUCCCUUCAAUGACGCAGCCCUUGAAGCAUCUAGGAAUGGAAUAAAUGUCAAAAAUGUAAUACAGGAAAUACACAAAUUAAUGAGCAAAGAAGUACAGCCAGAACACCAGAAAUUAAAUAAAAGGUUAAUUUAA
Sceloporus undulatus (fence lizard) is the source of this 1749-nucleotide messenger RNA. RefSeq names its product tubulin tyrosine ligase like 2 (gene TTLL2). Lineage: Eukaryota; Metazoa; Chordata; Lepidosauria; Squamata; Phrynosomatidae. The transcript has 4 exons. Gene Ontology annotation, cellular component: cilium. Gene Ontology annotation, biological process: microtubule cytoskeleton organization; protein polyglutamylation. The record is from RefSeq and is a predicted model, not a curated record. The coding region runs from base 1 to 1749 and encodes 582 amino acids. Gene Ontology annotation, molecular function: tubulin-glutamic acid ligase activity; tubulin binding.